GUCGCCAGUCCUCGGUCUGUUCCUUCGCGGGCUGCUUGGCAUCUCGAACUGUCCGCGGCUGCUGCCGCCCCCUCCUCCUCCACCCUCGUCUGCUCCUCCUCUUCGGCUGGCCGCUCGAUGUCCGUGAGCUCCCUACGGAGGCCCUCCAAACAGCCCCUUGCCCUGGGCUGUUCCGUCUUCCUGUUGGUCCUCCCUCUUCCAACACUUAACCCUCCUGGUUGCACUAGCCGCACAUCCAGCGAGAGACCUUUAGAGACGACCCUGCCUGCCCUUAGGGUGCCUGCCCAGGGCUGAGGCUACCUAGCUCCUUCCCAUCCUUUGGGGGCAGCCUUUACUCCCAGGGCUGUCUGGCUCCUCGAGACCAUUAAGGGUGCGGAGUUCUUGAGGCACUGCGAUUCUGCAGCUUGAAGCCAUGGCCUUGGUUUCCUGGGGCUCCUGGCUGGGGCCUCUCUACUGUAGCCACCUCCCCUCUUGGGGACCCGGAGCCUGUUUUCAUCUCUGCCGCCCCUUAUAACCGCAGAUGUAGGUGUCCAUCAAGCCCGCAGGGUCUGCCACAUGUGAUGAAAGUCGGGGAAGGCACUGCCAUGGCUUCCCCACUGCCCCAGGAGAUGGGGGAGGAGCUGGCGCCUGUUGGCUCGGAGCCAGGUGACCCUCGGGCUAAGCCCCCUGUCAAGCCCAAGCCCCGGGCCUUGCCCAGUAAGCCAGCUCUGCCUGCCAAGCCCAGCCUCCUGGUUCCUGUUGGGCCUCGGCCUCCUCGGGGUCCCCUGGCUGAGCUGCCUUCUGCCCGGAAGAUGAACAUGCUGGCAGGACCCCAGCCCUAUGGUGUUAGCAAGCGACCCCUCACGUUUGCCCCAAGGCCUACAGCUGAGGCACCUGCUGGAGGAGAAGUUACCCAAGAGUCUGGGAAAGAGGAUUCUGGGAAAGAAGACUUACCCCCUUUAACACCCCCAGCUCGGUGUGCUGCCCUGGGAGGUGUGCGGAAGGCCCCUGCCCCCUUCCGCCCCUCCUCUGAGCGGUUUGCAGCCAGUACGGUAGAAGAGAUCUUGGCCAAGAUGGAGCAGCCUCGGAAGGAGAUCCCUGCUAGCCCUGACCGCCUCUGGGGCUCCCGCCUCACUUUUAACCAUGAUGGAAGCUCUCGAUAUGGUCCUAGGACCUAUGGUACCCCUGGACCCAGAGAGGAUGAUAAGACCCCUGCCAAAGGACAGUCCCAGGAGGGGACAGCAAAGUCUCCAGCAGAGUACCUGGAGGAACAUAGCAAGACUCCCGAGGAGAGGAGCCUCACUUCUGGCCUGGCAAUGAACGGGGACCUGGCUAAGCUGACGAGCGCUGAGCCACCUACCGAUGUUUCCAAGACCCGGACCACCCCAAGUCCAGGCCCCCUUUCAGAGCAUGGAGGCUGCACCAGCACAGUCUUUCCGGCAAUCGAGUCCAUCCCAGCCUCCGAAUCUCCCCGGCUUCCAAGCCACCAGAGUUCUCCCCACCAUUCUCAAUUUCCAGAAACCCAGAGUCCUGCGACUCCUGCGGCUUCAGUUUGCCCCCCUGUGACUCCAGCAUCCCCCAGUGCUGCCUUGCCUGAUAAGCAUCCCUGCCCUCCCCCCAGCAAAGAGCUACCUGCUGAGGCAACCCCAGAAACCCUCAGACCCAAUAGCUCUCCUGUGGAGACAGGCUCAGGGCACCAUAGCCCAGAGCAGCCCCUGGUUGAGGGGGCCGAGCUGCCAGACCUUACCUCCUUCCCACAUGGGGAGGAGACAGCAGGCCGGAGCUGCUCAGAACCCCGUCCCAGCAGCCUGGCUCAGCGCCGAUUCUCAGAAGGGGUGCUGCUUCGGCCACCUAGCCAGGACCAAGAGAAGCUGGGAGGCUCACUGGCUGCUCUGCCCCAAGACCAGGGGAGCCAGUCAGCCUUAGAUCGUCCCUUUGGAAGUGGGACCGAGUCUAACUGGAGCUUGUCACAGUCGUUUGAGUGGACCUUCCCCACCAGGCCCUCAGGUCUGGGUGUGUGGCGGCUGGAUUCCCCACCCCCGUCUCCCAUUACAGAAGCCAGUGAGGCAGCUGAGGCAGCCGAGGCUGCUGAGGCUGGCAAUUGGGCUGGAUCCAGCAGGGAAGAAGGAGUGUCCCAGCUGGGACUAGGAACCCCACCAGUUCCAGAGAGCCUAGAAAGGCCUAUUUCUGGGGUUCAGGGAAAUGAUCCAGGUGUCUCCCUACCCCAGAGAGACGAUGUAAAGAGUCAGCCUCAGUCCCCGGCUGUUCUCCCCUCUACAGUUGAGGGCCCAUCUAGAACCCCCUUACUUCAGGCAGAGGAGAGCUGUGAGGACCAGGAACCGCUGGCGGAGCAGGAGUCUCCCAUCACUUUGGCCACCAGGGAAGCAGCCCUGCCUGUUCUGGAGCCAGUACUGCGACAGCAACAUCCGACACCCCCUGACCAACCCUGCAUCCUCUUUGUUGAUGUGCCCGGUCCUGGGCAGGCAUUGCCUUCUGAGGAGGAGGUGGUGACCCUAGGCUGGGCAGAGACCACCCAACCCAGGACAGAGGCUCAGGACCCUUGUAGGGUGUCCCCAGAGCCUACAGGCCCUGAAAGCAGCUCUCGCUGGCUGGAUGAUCUCUUGGCAUCACCGCCUCCCAACUCAGGCAGUGCAAGGCGGGCAGCUGGAUCUGAGCUGAAGGAUGCACAGUCACCGAGCACCUGCUCCGAGGGACUCCUUGGCUGGGCCCAGAAAGACCUGCAGAGUGAAUUUGGGGUUGCAGCAGACUCCCAUCCCAGCAGCUUUGGCCCUUCUAGCUGGUCUCAAGAUGCUUCUCAGAACUACAGCCUUGGAGACCGGAGUCCUGGUGGAGACCCAGGCCCUGGGAGUAGAGACUGGAGCAGCAAGUGUGGGCAAGGAUCUGGGGAGGGGAGCAACAACAGGGAGUGGGCCAGUAGAUGCAGCCUUGGUCAAGAGGUGAUAGGAGCCCCUGGCAGCCAGGAUGCGAGCAAAGUGUCUGUCCAUGAAUGGGCAGUGGGGAAGCCAGCUCAGCUUGGCACUCAGGGCCUGGAGGCUGAUACACAGGAAUGGGAAUUCGGGAAGAGAGAUCCCCAGGGCACUUACUCUAGCCGUGACAAAGAGCUCCAGGACCAGGAGUUCGGGAAGAGAGAUUCCUAUGAGAAGGGUCAAGAAUUGGGGCUGAAGGACCUCUCUGGUAGUUAUAGCAGCCAAGAUGCUGAGGAGCAGGACCGGGAGUUUGAGAAGCGAGAUUCUGUGCCUGACAUCCGUGGCAGCCGGGCCACAGCCCAGCAGGACCAGGAGUUCGGGAAGAGUGCUUGGUUACAGGAUUACAGUGGUGGUGGGUCAAGGGCCCUCAGCUCACAGGACCGAGGAUUUGGGGCACGAACCCUGAGCUCUGGGUUCAGCCCCGAAGAAGCUCAACAGCAGGAUGAAGAGUUUGAGAAGAAGACCCCAAGUGGCGAAGACAGGUUUCGUGAGGCCAGCAGGGACACGGGCCAACGGGAGGAAGGAGACUCUGGGGGCCUGCUGAGCCCCAGCACACCUCAGUUGCAAGAUGGAGCCAUCAGGCUGAAAGACCAGGGCAACUGGCAAGAUGGCGAUUCCAACCAGGAGGUCCCAGGGCUGCAGGGGCCAAUGCAGGCAGGGAGUCAGAGCCCUAGCAGUGCUGACUUGGAAGACAGAGAAAUAGGGCAGCGAGGCUGGACUGGGGAGUUCGGCCUUGGUGUUACAACCCAGUCGGAGGCAGCAUUUAGUCCAGGGCCUCAAGGUUGGAGCAGGGACUUAUGCGUGGAGGCUGCUAAGAGUAGCUCUCAGUUUGGCAUCAUUGGUAAAGACAGAGUGAGUGGUGCUGGCCUCAGCCCCUCCGAGAAGAUUGGAGGUGGCCACUUUGUGCCACCUGGAGAGACCAAGGCUGGUGCUGUGGACUGGACUGACCAGCUAGGUCUCAGGAACUUAGAAGUGUCUAGCUGUGUGAGUUCCAAGCGCUCAAGUGAGGCCAGAGAGAAUGUUGUGGGACAAAUAGGCUGGUCAGACGGCCUGGGCUUGAACAAUGGGGAUCUGGCCGGUCAUUUGGGAACUGGAGGUGUUGAAGAGCCCAGGGGGAUGGGAGUUGUGGAGAAGGACUGGCCUUCUGACGUGGAGGUGAGGAGCAGAGAUUUGCCAGGGCCAGGAGAGGUAGGAGGGCACAGCCAGGCCAGAGAGAGUGGUGUGGGGCAGCCCGACUGGUCAGGUGUGGAAGCUGGAGAGUUCCUUAAGUCAAGAGAGCGAGGAGUUGGACAGGCAGAUUGGACACCUGAUCUUGGAUUGAGAAACAUGGCCCCUGGGGCAGGCUGCAGCCCCGGAGAGCCCAGGGAACUCGGUGUGGGUCAGGUAGACUGGGGUGACAAUCUAGGUCUGAGGAAUUUAGAGGUGUCCUGUGACCUAGAGUCAGGAGGUUCUCGGGGCUGUGGAGUUGGGCAGAUGGACUGGACCCAGGACUUGGGACUCCGGAACCUCAAUCUCUGUGGGGCCCCAAGUGAAGUUAGGGAGUGUGGGGUAGGGAGAGUGGGCCCUGGCCUAGAGCUAGAUCUUAAGAAUAGUGGCAGUUUGUCCCCUGGUUUGGAGAAUGAAGACCCCUUGGAGGCCAGGGAGCUGGGGGUUGGCGAGACAAGUGGGCCAGAGACGCAAGGUGAAGGCAGCUCCUCACCUUCCUUUGAGACCCAUCCUGAAGACACUGGAAUGGAUACAGAAGAAGCCCUGGGCUUGGGAGCCAGCAGGUGCCUGGCUCGCUCCCCACCUUCCGGCUCCCAGAGCCUUCUGGAGGGGAUAAUGGCAGCCAGCAGCUCAAAGGUAGCUACUCGAAGGGAAUCAGCAGCUUCAGGCCUCAGGGUUCUGUUGGAGGAGGAAGGAGCCACUGCAGGUGCUGGCCAAGGGGAACCUGAGGAGUCUAGCAGAGAUCCUUUGCCUUCCUCGAGGCCUCAGCCUGAUGGUGAAGCCAGCCAGGUAGAAGAGGUGGAUGGCACCUGGAGUCUUACAGGGGGGGCUAGGCAAGAUGAGCAGGGGUCAGCCCUGCCCCCCCGACGGCCUCCCAGAGGACCUCUGCCCAGCUGCCCCAGUGAGGACUUCUCCUUCAUAGAGGACACUGAGAUCCUUGAUAGUGCCAUGUAUCGGAGUCGUGCCAACCUAGGGCGCAAGCGAGGACACCGGGCCCCAGCCAUACGGCCUGGGGGUACCCUGGGUCUGUCAGAGACAGCGGACUCGGAUACUCGGCUGUUCCAAGAUUCAACAGAGCCAAGGACUUCCCGGGUACCGUCUUCAGAUGAGGAGGUAGUGGAGGAGCCUCAGAGCCGCCGGACACGGAUGUCCUUGGGCACCAAAGGGCUGAAAGUCAACCUAUUUCCUGGCCUGAGUCCAUCAGCUUUGAAGGCUAAGCUGCGCUCCCGGAAUCGCUCAGCCGAGGAAGGGGAGGUGACAGAGAGCAAAUCAAGCCAGAAGGAGUCCUCCAUCCAUCGUUCUAAGUCCUGCAAGGUCCCGGGGCUGGGGAAACCCCUUACAUUACCCCCCAAGCCAGAAAAAUCCUCAGGGUCAGAAGGAUCAUCGCCCAACUGGCUACAAGCCCUUAAGCUGAAGAAGAAAAAGGUCUGAUCAGAGGCCAAGGUCCUUCCAUCUGGCAGUCUCAGGCAGUGCCAUUCCUGUGGGGUCCCCAAGUGAGGAGACAGCUGGAGCCCCGCUAAGGCUCAGACUGCGGCCUCCUUCCCCCUCCACUUCUGAGGAGUGUCUGGGAGGCACAUUUAUGCACUUUGUACCACCGUCCCAACUUCUUCCACACCUUCCUUCCCGGCCCGAUUCCCUUACCUAGUGGUGGGAGGUUUGGGCCCUUCCUUCCCUCACUCUUCCCUUCACCCUCUUUGCUUCCUUCUUCCGCUUCCCCUGGGUUUUCUUUUGAUACCAAUUUAUAGCAUUUUUUAUAAAAGCUUUUGAUUUUUGUAAUGGGUGAGCCCCCCCCCCAAACCCUGCCCUCCUUCCCGCUAGGUGCCCCACAGAGACCAAUGACAUUUUACCACUUGAAAUAAUGAAUAAAGUUUUUUGGGAAUUGG
Onychomys torridus (southern grasshopper mouse) is the source of this 6055-nucleotide messenger RNA. RefSeq names its product tankyrase 1 binding protein 1 (gene Cnot12). Gene Ontology annotation, cellular component: nucleus; heterochromatin. Bases 561 to 5603 code for a protein of 1680 amino acids. Lineage: Eukaryota; Metazoa; Chordata; Mammalia; Rodentia; Cricetidae. The record is from RefSeq and is a predicted model, not a curated record. Gene Ontology annotation, biological process: cellular response to ionizing radiation; double-strand break repair. The transcript is spliced from 12 exons.